Messenger RNA from Fusarium falciforme, 780 nucleotides. RefSeq lists its product as hypothetical. The record is from RefSeq and is a predicted model, not a curated record. Lineage: Eukaryota; Fungi; Ascomycota; Sordariomycetes; Hypocreales; Nectriaceae. The transcript has a single exon. Bases 1 to 780 code for a protein of 259 amino acids.
AUGGCACGUAUUUUCAUCACUGGGUCUGCUGAUGGCUUCGGCCUUGAGGCUGCUCGUCAACUCGUUCAACGCAAACACACCGUCUACCUCCAUGCGCGUAACGCCAAGCGUGCAGCCGACGCUAAGGCGAACUGCCCAGGCGCCGCAGGCAUCUUUAUCGCCGACUUGUCACUUGUGUCGGAGACAAAGAAACUCACCGACGAAGUCAACGCUGCCGGACCCUUUGAUGCCAUUAUUCACAAUGCUGGCAUGCUCUACGGACCGUUCCGAAAAACACCUGAUACAGGAAUUCCAGCCAUGGUGGCCGUUAACGUCCUUGCACCUUACAUUUUGACUUCCCUGAUAACCCCUCCCAAGCGGCUCGCUUUUAUUUCGUCUCAGUUGCACCGCCAGGCCGAUACAAGGAUCGAAGAUAUCUUCUGGCUUGAGCGAGGAGAAGCUCAGUUCCAGGAUUUUCCUGCUUACUGCGACUCAAAGCUACAUGUGAUGCUACUCGCUAAUGCGGUAGCAAGACGGUUCAAAAACACGUCGGUUACUUCUGUUCACCCUGGCUGGGUGGCUACGAAGAUUGGCGGCGAGGGCGCACCAGAUACGCUGGAGGAUGGCGUGCAGACAUAUGUUAUGCUUGCUGAAGGAGACUAUGAUCAAACCUUGACUGGAAAGUACUUUGAGCCGAAGAAGCGGCUGGGUGAACCGCUUCCGGAGUCUGGUGACGUCGAUCUGCAGGAGAAGGUAGUCAAGGCUUGCGAGAAGCUUGCAGGAUUAAACCUUCCUGCGUAG